AUGACAAGUCACCGUUCAAAGGAAUCACUCAAGCUCUCUGGGAGUGUAGAUGAUCCUGAAAAUGCUGAAGAACUCAAAAGGACCAGAACAGAUAUUGAAAACAACAUCACAAAAAUCCAAAAGCUUAUUAAGAACGGAAACCAAAGCAGAAAAGAUGGGAACUCCAAACGUUCUAGGAAAGAGGCAGAACUUGUGGGACUGAUUGAGGACUUACACAAGCAGUGCCAGUCACUUUAUGCACUGUAUGAUCGUGUUACUGGAGAGCCUGGGAAAGUAGUUUCUCGCGGAAGAAACAGGAGGGCUUCAGUGUCUUCCUCUGACUCAGAAGAAUACUUCUCGCCAGAGGAAGUGGAUGGUAAUAAGAGAAGGUCAGAAAAAGAAAAACACCGUGUUUCUGACACCACUAAGCAGGAACCUGAAGAAGGCAAUAAUAGAGAGGUAACAGAGCUUGAGGGGAAGUUAACUUCACUAAUGAAAGAGAUGGGGAGUUUAAGCCAGCAAAAAUCGGAUCUAGAACUUCAAGUUGAAACCCAAGCACAUGAAGUAAAACAACUAAGCACAAAGAAUACUGAGCUGCACGACCAAGUCUUGGAGCUUGAAUUGUUGUUGAAAGAGGAAAAAGGUGUGGUAUCUAAUCUGCAAGAGAAACUCAAAAGUAAUGAGGAACAAGCAAAGUUAAAUAUUGAAAAUUUAAUGGCACAGAUCAACGAGCUCAAAUGGGAGGCUAAAUCUCUGCGGACCCAGAAAGAUGAAAUGGAAGAAAAAAUAAAAUGUGAUAUGAACGAAGCAUCAACCCAAAGAGAGGAGCUUAACGUUAUGCAGCAAAAGUUAGAUUCUCUAUGCAAUCAGAACAAAGAAUUAGAAGCCCAGAUGGAAACAAAGAGGGAACAAAUAUCCGAGUACCUGAUCCAGAUAGAGAGUCUGAAGGAGAAUUUAGCUGAAAAGAGUUCAGUUGAACGGAGUAUGGUGGAAGAGAAAGUGGGUUUUCUUGCAAGGACAAAGGACCUGGAACUAGAAUUGGAAACUCUAAGCAACCAGAAAAAUGAAUUGGAAGAGCGGUUAAGAGAUAAAACUUUUGAGAGCAAACAGUUGGAGAAUGAAAAGAAGGCCCUGCAGGACAGAAACCAUGAACUGAAAACAGCAAUGACACAAAGAGGGGAAGAGAUAUCUGGUUUUAUGAAGGAACACGAGGACCAAAUAAAUGGAGCUUCUAUGGAGGGUAUGGCUCUAAAAGCAGAAGUUAAUGCUAUGAGACUAGAGUUGGACACACUGCAUGAAAAGAAAAGCAAGUUUGAGCAACAAAAUGAACGAAGCGAGAAGGAAUAUGCAGAAAGCCUAGAAAAGAUGGAAAAUUUGAACGUCAAGUUAUCAAGCCAGAUAGCUGAUCAAGAGAAAACUGUAAAGGAUCAAGCAGUCACCAUUGAACGAUUAAGUGCGGAGCAAAAACAAGUCAAAAUUUUGUCUAACAAGUUCGAGUUGAUUCGUCGAUCGACAGAAAGGAAAGUGGAAGACAUGGCAGAUGAGUUUCGGAAUAAAAUGGUUGACAAUAUCCGGUUGUUGCACCAGAGGAUCCACGUGGCAGAACAGCUUAACAAUGAGAACAAAAACAGUUGCAAAAUGACAAAACAAAGGUAUGAGCAAGAGAACAAGAUUCUUGUAGAGAAAAUUGCUAUUUAUGAAAAGGAACUAACGAAGCUUAAAGUGAGUUCGAGUGCAAGUGCAACAACAACACCCUUACAAGCGUGUGAUCCAAAUGUGUUAGACUUGUCUGUUCUGAAUGGAUUAGAUUUGGCAGCUGAGAAGGUUGAAACACAGAAAGAACAUGUCUCUAAAAUGCUGUGUGAGGUUCAGCUUGCGAAGGAUUGGAUAAAGAAAAGGAAUGUUGAGAUUGAACAAAUGAAAGAUAAUGUGGAUAACCUGAAGGUGUUACUGAAUAAAAAAGAAGAGCAGGAAUUCUUGUUAAGAGAGAAGGUGUGGAACUUAGAAGCCAAAGUGAGCAAGGAAGGAGGAGAGAAGCUUAACCUAACGAAAGCGGUGAGCCAGCUUGAGAAGAAAGUGGGAAAAUUGGAAAAGAAUCUCAAAGAAAAGGAUGAAGACUUCGUUAGCCUUGGCGAGAAAAAGAGGGAAGCAAUAAGGCAGCUCUGUUUUGUGGUUGAUUUUUAUCGCGAUCGUUGUAACUAUCUCAAGGAUUUGGUCACGAGUACCAAGUUCAAUAACAGGGUACGAGCUUAG
This is a messenger RNA of Gastrolobium bilobum, 2232 nucleotides long. RefSeq names its product COP1-interactive protein 1-like. The coding region runs from base 1 to 2232 and encodes 743 amino acids. The transcript is spliced from 2 exons. Lineage: Eukaryota; Viridiplantae; Streptophyta; Magnoliopsida; Fabales; Fabaceae. The record is from RefSeq and is a predicted model, not a curated record. Gene Ontology annotation, molecular function: actin binding.